Molecule: messenger RNA, 1041 nt
Organism: Miscanthus lutarioriparius
Lineage: Eukaryota; Viridiplantae; Streptophyta; Magnoliopsida; Poales; Poaceae
Source: the annotation of a GenBank genome assembly
AUGCGCCGCCUGCUCUUCCUCCUCCUCCUCCUCCUCUCCCUCUCGUAUGAAACCUCCUCCGCCGCCGCCGCCGGCGGUGGCAGUUGUAGCGAUCGACGGUGCGGCAACACCUCAGUGCCGUACCCUUUCGGCUUCUCCGGCGAUUGCCCCAUCCUCCUGGACUGCAACGCCACCUCGUCCACGCCGCUCCUCCUGACGAACAGCACCACGGACGCGCCGUACCCGAUCACCUCAUUCAACUCCAGAGACUCCACCUUCGUCGUCUCCGUCGAGCCCUCGUGCAGACGCACCGUCCGCGAGGCACAGGCGUCGCUCACCGGCGCCUGCUACGGCGUCUCCUCCCACACCGGGCUGUUCCUCCGCGGGGAUCGCUGCCGCAUGCCGGUUGCGUCCAGCUGCAGCGUCAGGGACGACGUUCUGUCGAGCCUGUUCCCCGCGGCGCAGUGCGGCGCCGGCGGCGGCCGUGGCAACGAUUCCGCCUCGACGUGCGUGGCCUCGCGGCCGCCGGCCCCGAACAGCACAGCUGCGGCGACGGCCGAGGAGGAUGGCCGGUUCCUGUUCCUGCAAUGGAAGAGGGUGGACGACGCUGGGUGCGAGGACGUGACGUCUGCGGUGUAUGCGUACACGCCGCCGGAGGGGGUGGCCUCGGUGGAGUUCGGCGUCGCGGAGCUGGGAUGGUGGCUCGACGGGAGGUGCAACAGCACCUCCGCCAACGCCAACGCUACCGUGGUUCGCUGCGCGCAGAACGCGACGUGCCACGACGUCGAGACGCCGAGCGGGGCGUGGGGCCACCGGUGCGCGUGCGUGGACGGGUUGUCCGGCGACGGGUUCGCCGCCGGCGAUGGAUGCCACUUCGGCGUGGGUGAGUUCUUCCUGAUCAUUAUUUGUUGCUCCGAUCCAGUCGGAGUCUCGCAGUCUGACGGACGGAUCCACGCGUGCCACAGAGGAUCCCGUGUGGGUGGGGUGUUGGUGAGCGGGGCCUGGCGUGCCACGUCAGCGGGGCCCGGAAGUCUUCCCUGCGGUCAAUCACGCGCGAGCUAG